Messenger RNA from Lycium ferocissimum, 2596 nucleotides. Its product is annotated as cation/calcium exchanger 1-like. NCBI's taxonomy places the organism in Eukaryota, Viridiplantae, Streptophyta, Magnoliopsida, Solanales, Solanaceae. The coding region runs from base 82 to 1812 and encodes 576 amino acids. The record is from RefSeq and is a predicted model, not a curated record. Gene Ontology annotation, cellular component: membrane. Gene Ontology annotation, biological process: monoatomic cation transport; transmembrane transport. Gene Ontology annotation, molecular function: monoatomic cation transmembrane transporter activity. The transcript has a single exon.
ACAUAUCCAAAUUUGUACAAAAAGUCCAUUAUACAUAGCAACCAUUUUCAUAUUCCAAAAUCAGCUUUCUCACUAAAAAAAAUGGCUGUUUUUCAUAUUCUCUCCAAGUAUAGAACCAAGAUUCCAACUUUAUUCUUCAAUAUCACCUUCCUUGUUAUAAUUUCUUGCCUCACAUUUCAUCUCUACUCUUCAAAUUCCAAUUUUUCUCUAAACAACACAUUCACAAAGCCAAAAAAAGAUAGUUUCUUGCUAGGCAAAGAUAUUGGUUGUAAAGGUAUUGAAAAGUUCAAUAGUAGAGAAGAAAAGUGCACUUAUGUUAAAUCCCAUAAAGGGUGUAAACCUGAUGGAUAUAUAUUUUAUCUGCAACUUUUUUAUUGCACUUUUAGCCCAAUUCUUGGAUAUUCCUUGCUAGCCCUUUGGCUUAUUCUACUUUUCUAUUUAUUAGGUGAUACUGCAAGUAGUUAUUUUUGUUCUUCACUUGAAGGGCUAUCAAAAAGUUUGAAACUUUCACCUAUAAUUGCUGGAGUUACACUACUUUCUCUUGGAAAUGGUGCACCUGAUUUGUUCUCUAGUAUUGUUUCUUUCAUGAAUGAUGGUACAAAUAAUAUUGGACUCAAUAGUAUAAUUGGUGGUUCUUUCUUUGUUUCAAGUGUAGUUGCUGGAAUUACAAGUAUUUCAAUUAGCCAACAUGGGAGGAAAAUCAAGAAGGCAAGUUUUAUGAGGAAUGUGUUGUUCUUGAUUCUUUGUGUUGUUUGUCUUCUUGUUGUGAUCAUCAUUGGCAAGAUUCACUUAUGGGGUGCUUUGGCUUUCUUUUUUCUAUAUCCUCUCUAUGUUUGCUUCAUAUUCGUCUCGGAAAUGUACGUACGAGAAGAGAAAUGCUUGGAUACUGCAGAAACCGCGACAGAUGAAUUGUUAGUUUUGCCAAUAGUUUAUGACAUGCAAAAGGCUCAAGAAUUGUCAUGUGAAUUGAGGGUACCUUUGUUGAUGAAUAAGGGUGAGAUACAAAGUGAAAAGCAAAGGGAAAUUGUUUGUGUGUUGAGAAAAAUUGGGUAUGUUCUUGAAUUGCCACUUGACUUGCCAAGAAAGUUAACAAUUCCAAAUGUUUCACAAGAGAAUUGGUCAAAAACAUUUGCAGUUGUCUCCAUCACUUUAGCUCCUUUGCUAUUGGUUCUCAUUUGGGAUUUCUUUGGGCCUGAAUCAAGUACUUGGGCCUAUGGAUUUGGUGGAGUUCUUGGCCUUGCUUGUGGGCUUGUUGUGUAUUUCACUAGUGAUGGGCUUCACCCUCCAAAGAAGUUCAACUUUUUGUGGCUUGGGCUUGGUUUCUUAAUGAGCAUUACUUGGACUUACAUAUUGGCAGAAGAGCUUAUUUCUUUGUUGGUUUCAAUGGGCCUAAUCCUUAGUAUCAGCCCAUCAAUUUUGGGCCUGACAGUUCUUGCAUGGGGUAACUCAUUAGGAGACUUGGUAGCUAAUGUAACACUAGCUAAAACUGGUGGGCCAAGUGGAGCCCAAGUGGCCUUAUGUGGAUGCUAUGCUGGGCCUAUAUUCAAUACCCUUGUGGGCUUGGGCCUAUCACUAAUUUUCACAACUUGGAAAGCAUUUCCUUCAAGUUAUAUUGUGCCAACAGACUCAACUGUUUAUGAAACUAUUGGGUUCUUGCUAUUGGGCCUACUUUGGGCCUUGGUAAUCUUGCCCAAAAGAGAUAUGAAGCUUGAUAAGUUCUUUGGAAUUGGGCUUUUAGCUGUAUACUCAUGUUUCUUGUUCUUAAAGCUUUCUAGAGCUUUUGGCUUCAUUAAAUUUCAAGUUUCCCCAUAAAACUAGGUUGAAGCACUUUAAUUUGUAGUAAAGUAGAAUCAAAGGUUUCUACUUGGAUGUAUACUUGUAUUUAUGUAUUCAUCCUGCGUAUAUAAUGAUGAUGAAUUAUCCUGUAUAUUCAAUGGCCUAUUUGAAAAUCUCCUGAUUUAUGGUUGUUUUCAAUUCCCUGAAGAUAACGUCGAUUAUUACGUCCUUCCUCAUUUCGGUGUGCCAAGAAUUAAAAACAAAAAGAGAUCCUUUUACUCAGGUUAACCAAACAAUUUAGUAGAUUCUAAAAUAGAAAUAGCGUCCAUUGACCACUUGGCUAGGAGGAACCAAAGUGGCCUUAUGUGGAUGCUAUGCUGGGCCUAUAUUCAAUACUCAUGUGGGCUUGGGCCUAUCACUCAUAUUCACAACUUGGAAAGCAUUUCUAACAAGUUAUAUUGUGCCAACAGACUCAACUGUUUAUGAAACCAUUGGGUUCUUGAUAUUGGGCUUACUUUGGGCCUUGGUAAUCUUGCCCAAGAGAGAUAUGAAACUUGAUAAGUUCUUUGGUGUUAGGCUUUUAGCUAUAUACUCAUGCUUCUUGUUCUUAAAGCUUGCUAGAGCUUUGGGCGUCAUUGAAUUUCAAGUCUCCCCAUAAAUUAGGUUACUUUGUAGUAAAAUAGAAUCAAAGAUUUCUACUUGGAUGUAAAACUGUAUUUAUGUAUUCAUCCUACGUAUAUAGUGAUGAUGAAUUAUCUUGCAUAUUCAACGGCCUAUUCGGAAAUCUCCUGAUUUAUGCUUAUUUUCAAUUCCCCGAUGA